This is a messenger RNA of Lotus japonicus, 3477 nucleotides long. RefSeq names its product protein FAR1-RELATED SEQUENCE 5-like. The record is from RefSeq and is a predicted model, not a curated record. Gene Ontology annotation, molecular function: DNA-binding transcription factor activity, RNA polymerase II-specific. Lineage: Eukaryota; Viridiplantae; Streptophyta; Magnoliopsida; Fabales; Fabaceae. The coding region runs from base 346 to 3024 and encodes 892 amino acids. The transcript is spliced from 5 exons.
GGAAACGUACAAUCCGAAGUACUUCGGAUUCGUACAAUCCGAAGUACUUCGGAUUCGUUGAAUCCGAAAACCUGUCGCACACUGCCACCUUUUGAGCACCAUUACUCCUCCACCACCAACUCCAUCACCAUUACUCAUCCACCACCAACCCCAUCACCACCCCCCCAUUACAAUCAGAUUCAAAAAACUCCACCACCACCACUCUUCCUCUUCUUCCUCCACGUUUGUUUUCCUCCCCCUCACCACCAUCUCCUUCCAAGUUCCACUUGCUCCACCCUCAACCACCAUCUCCUUCCAAGUUCCACCUUGCUACCAAGUUCCUUCUGUUUGUUACAUGCAGGCUGAAUGACUGAACCGUACCUAUAUGAAGAAGAUUUACUGGUUGAUGCCGCAUGCGAUGCCGCAUGCGGUUCUGGGAAUGUUGAGCCUCCUAGCAAUAUCAUUCCGUGGGUGCCCCCUCGUAUAAGCGUGGACGCCACACAUUUAUUUACAACUGACCAGAUAUUUGAUACUCGUGAUGAGCUUGAACAAUGGGCUAAGAAUGUUGGAAAGGCGAAUGGUUAUGUGCUGGUGAUUGCAAGGUCUGACUAUGCUAUAAGUGGAGGAAAGGUAUUUGUUACUAUUAAGUGUGCAAAGCAUGGUAUUUACAGGCCAUACAAGGACCCGAAUACAUUCAAGUACAAAAAGACCGCAUCACAAAAGACUGAUUGUAAGUUUAAUCUCAAAGGACGACCUACGAAGGGUGAUAGAAUGUGGUGGCUGAAAGUGAUGGAUGGUAAACACAACCAUGAACCAGCUAAAUCACUAGUUGGACACCCCUACGUUGGUCGACUAACAGAGGAAGAGAAGGGGCUUGUGGGCACCAUGACUAGUACUUGGACUCCACCGAGACAAAUACUAGCGGCAUUGAAGGAAAACAAUCCAAGUAACUUGACUACAAUCACUCAAGUUUACAGUUGCAACAAAAGGUUUAAAAAAGAGGAGAGGGGACCAUUGACAGAAAUGCAACAUUUGAUGAAGAAGUUGGUAGAAGCCAAGUAUGUUCACUUUGAAAGGCAACAAGCUGAUUCAAGUGAGAUUAGGGAUCUCUUUUGGGCUCAUCCUGAUGCGGUCAGACUCUUCAACACAUUCCCUCAUGUGGUCAUCAUGGAUUGCACGUACAAGACAAACAGAUAUCAGAUCCCCUUGCUUGAAAUGGUUGGUCUCACUUCUACGGGGUUGACUUUCUCCAUAGCAUUUUGCUACAUAGUUAGGGAGCACACAAUUGACUAUGUUUGGGCCUUGGAGUGCAUGAAGUCUCUUAUUGCCGAUGAUGCCAGAUUACCUCAAGUGAUUGUGACUGACAGAGAUUUGGCUUUACUGAGUGCUGUUAAGCAAUGUCUUCCCAAUUGUACCAAUUUAUUAUGCCGGUUCCACAUAAACAAGAAUGUGGAGGCAAAGUGCAAAGUGUUGAUUGGCACGGAUGAUUUUGCCCUUUCAGUGAUGGAGAACUGGAAAUGCCUGAUUUAUGCUGAAACAGUGGAACAAUUUGAUGAGGAAUGGAAGGAAAUGUGUGUCAUGUGUAAGGACUUCCCAGAUUUCAUAUCCUACAUUUCUACUACAUGGUUAAAGCACAAGGAGAAAUUUGUGAGUGCGUGGACCAAUUCUGUGUUGCAUUUUGGAACUACAACGAGUAACAGGGCUGAAAGUGCACACUCAACCUUGAAGAGGAUGCUGAAAGACGGCAGAGGUGACUUGUGCGCCUCGUGGGAUGCAGUGGAUAGGUUGACCACUGUACGACACAAUGAAAUCAAGGCAUCAUUUGAGCGCAGUAUCAACCUUGUAGAACAUCGUUUCAAGUCGCCCAUGUAUACAAAUAUCAGGGGAUUUGUGUCCAGAAAGGCCAUGCAACUCAUGGAAGAUGAACAGAACAGAGUGAUGCGUGAUGGUUGUGGAUGCGCAUUCCAAGUUACCCAUGGGCUUCCUUGUGCGUGUGCACUUCAUAGUUAUGAUAGAAUUCCGUAUGAGGCAAUCCAUACUUUCUGGAAGAUACUUGGUUGGGACCAUGUACCCAUUGGGAGUCAAGCCUCAAACCAAGGAGACCUCAAGUCAGAGAUUGAUGGCUUGACCGCUUAUUUCAACACUUUGGAUGUUGCGGGCCAAAGUAUGCUAAGGAGGAAGGUAAAAGAGCUAUAUUGUCCUUCUAGUAGUUCACUGUGUCCUCCUCAAGUGAAGAUAAAGCCCAAGCGCUCGUCCAAGGCUAUGGAGAGUAAACCACCUAGUCAACAAAAACCAUCCUUACAACGUGAUCCUUGUUAUUGGGAACAUGUUAACAAUAGCCUCAAGCCAACACCUAACAAAGUCUCUUGUCCUCGAAGCAAGAAGUCUAAGAAGAGCAAGCAGUCCUCCACCAGCAUAUACUUGGAUGAUUUGCCAUCUUUCUUCCAUCAAUAUAUAGAAAAAGUCAUAGAUGUUAUUGCAGAUGGUAAUUGUGGUUAUAGAUCAGUUGCUGCAUUGUUCAGACCCGACAUAGGUCAAGACGGUUGGGCUUUGAUUAGGGAAGAGUUGCUUGUAGAACUCUCAAAGAAUACCGCUUACUAUAGCAACAUAUUUGGUUAUGAGAGGGUUCAGUCUCUACAAAAUCGUCUCAUCCUUCCGAUUGGUACAAUUGCAACGGAAGACAAGUGGAUGUCUCUACCGGAGAUGGGGUACCUCAUUGCUACGAGGUUGCAAGUUGUCUUCAUCUCCAUUUCACUAAAAGGUUGUUACACUUAUCUGCCAUUGAGAGGAGGCGCCCCACCGGAAGUACAUCCCGUUAUAGCAGUUGGUCACGUCACCAACCACUUUGUUCAGCUAAAGCUUAAGCCGGGACAUCCUAUGCCAACAAUAGCUCCCCAAUGGCCGUUUUUGGCCAAAGAACCCACCGACCAAUGGAUCUUCCCGUAUGCGGCGCGUUUGGCUACAUUUACGGCAGAAUUGAAUGCUUGGAUUGAUCCUACGGGUGGUCCUCAAGAGAAUGUCUUUAUAGACCUUGGAGAAGAUUGAGACUAGGAUUGAUGUUUGUAGCAAUGACAUAUGUACAACUAAUUAGAAGUUCAAAGUAUUAUGAUGUAGUAUUAAACUAUUUCUCAUGUGCAUUUUAUCUGUUUCUGCCCUGCAAUGUAGCUGGUUAUGAGAACUUGUGAUUCUGCCUGCAUUGUUUCUGGUACUGUCAUUUUAACUGGUUAAGCAAAUUUCGGAACUUUGGUUUCCGAAGUACUUCGGAACUACGGAGUCCGAAAUCUUUCGGACGACUCCUUUCCAUUUCCGUGUCAUAUACUUAAAUUUGGCACCCCCAAGUUUAAACAAUCUUCGACAUUUAGGUUUCCGAGACAGUUCGGAUUUAUAGGAUCCGAACAACUUCGGAAUCUGGGGAUCCGAACGUUAAUUUUUUUUCUCAUUUUAAUUUUAAGUCUCUCCAUCACUAUCCACAACCAACCACAACCAACCUCAUUACUC